Sipha flava (yellow sugarcane aphid) is the source of this 2258-nucleotide messenger RNA. It is a transcript of the gene stx, whose product is annotated as midnolin homolog. The coding region runs from base 71 to 1933 and encodes 620 amino acids. The record is from RefSeq and is a predicted model, not a curated record. Gene Ontology annotation, molecular function: protein binding. NCBI's taxonomy places the organism in Eukaryota, Metazoa, Arthropoda, Insecta, Hemiptera, Aphididae. Gene Ontology annotation, cellular component: nucleus. The transcript has 7 exons.
AUAAAAAAUAAUAUUUAAUUAUAUAUAAAUAUUUAUAUAUAUAAUAUUAAAUAAUAACUGACGUGACGCGAUGGAAGGCGGCAGUAGCAGUAGCAACAAGGACGCCGGCGAACCGAAAUCCGGGUGCGGUUGCAACGGUGUCGCGGUGGACAACAAUAACGACGCUACGGCGGCCGCCGCGGCAGUAGCCGCGAAGGCAGCGAGAAGAACCGCAGCGUUGGUCGCGGCGAACAGAGCGCAGGCCGCAGCGAAAGCGGCAGCGUUGAGAGCGGCAGCGUCGGCCGCCGAGUGUUUGAGACAUCGGGCGCACCUGAAACUGCAAGAGGAGAUGGAGAAACAGCAACAGCAAACGGCGGACGACCGUCAAACCGCGGUGGCCAGCGGCGCCGCGGCCGCCAACGGCGGUGGGUCCACGUCCACCGGCGGCGGUUCGUCGGCCUCCAGCGGCAACUCCUCGAGCAACGGCAUCGCUAUGGACGAAGCGUCCGAAAUCACCAUCACCGUAUCGCCGACCACCGGCGGCCAGUUCGAUCUGUCCGUGCUCAAGACCGACUCGGUGGAAAGCCUCAAAAAAGUGAUCUCCAAGCGGCUGAGAGUGCCUAAAGAGCGCAUAUGCCUGUUGUAUCGCGAGAGGCAACUUAGAGAUGGCUCGUUGGACGACAACCAGUUGAUGCAAGGAAGCCGCCUCACCCUAUUGCCCAGCGUGGAAACCGGUCUUCUGGUUCAGAGACCAGAACAAAGCGUAAUGCAGGCGUUGGAAAGUUUGAAUGAUUCUCAGGUCAACGAUUUUCUGUCGGGCAAAGCACCAUUAAACCUGACCAUGAGAUUGGGCGAUCACAUGAUGCUUAUUCAGUUGCAGCUGUCCACCGUGUCGUCGUCCGGUUCGUCGAAACGGCUACAAACCGCCGCCUCGACCGUGGCCAGCACAGGUGCCGCGGCCGCUUUGAACGCGUCCACCGUGUCCCCCGAACCACCACAAGCCACGGCCACAGCAGCGACCACUUGUUCGGCCGGCAACAUAAUCGGUACCCCUAGACUGAUACCAGGCGUGGACGCAUAUCCAAUAACCCGUGUGCGUAACGUAUCCGACGACAGCGACGACAACUCGAUGGACACGACCGAGGACAUGUCGCCACCGCCUCCGCCGCCGGUGUCCGCGGCCGCGCCCGUUGAGCCGGCCGCACCGGCACCCACGCCCGCGCCAGCAACUCCCUGUUCGUGCGACGCGAGCACGUCGACCGCUUCCACUACCACGGCCACGGCCGCCGGAGAAAAACCGCAACUGGACACCCGCGCGCUCGCCGAAGCUUCCCGGAACCUUACUCAAACACUGAAACAAUUGUCUUCGGAAGUGCUCACCACGAAGAGCGGUUCCAAAGAGAUGCACAUUGGAUUUAAACGAAGACCUGGUGCAAUAAUUGAGAGCAUGCAACAUCAUGGCAAAGGCGUAUACUCAGGAACAUUUUCUGGUACCUUGAACCCAGCUUUACAAGAUCGCUUUGGACGUCCAAAGCGUGAUAUUAGUACCAUCAUACAUAUACUUAAUGAUUUACUAUGUGCAACACCACAAUAUCGAGCUGCUGCUAGAUCUGGUACUCCAGCUGUUUGUACCGCUACUACACUUCCUCCUACUGCUUCAGCUGCUCAAGCUGCUGCACCAUUUACCACCGCUAAUAGUGUAUCUGCUCAAACGUCUGCUGCUUCUGAUAACAUUGAAAAUGAGACCAAAGAAAAUGCAGCUACCCGUGGAAAAAUGGAACGGUUACGUUUGAUAAUGGAAGAAAAACGUGAAAGACGUAGAGCUGGUCGUUCUGUGCCUUAUGAUAAAUCUAAAUCCGGGACACAAUGGUCUGCUAAGUCAGAAACACAGAGUGUUGGUCCACAAGAUCCUCCUGCAGAUCCUCCUUUACCUCCAGAACAAGUCGUUGUUUGAAGAAUCGCUCCUGAGGACAUGAAUAAUGUGAUAAAAAUAAUACUCCCCACCAGUGUUUUACAUUUUACUAUGUAAUAUCUAUAAAUAAUAAGCAUAUAUUUAUAUAUAUGCAUUAAUAUAAAUAUAAUUUAAAUACAAUAAAUACGGUCAGUUACACUUUAGGGUGCAAUAUUAUAUAACAAUAUGGGUCAUGCAUUUAGACAAAACUCUUCAUUAUAACAUUAGAAUCAUGACUUACUGUCCUAUCGGAAUCAAUUUUUCUUUUCAUAUUUAUACAAUAAAUAACAAAUAUAAACUGUUAACAAAUAAAUUAUAAACCAAUCGU